This is a messenger RNA of Hordeum vulgare subsp. vulgare (domesticated barley), 2753 nucleotides long. Its product is annotated as auxin efflux carrier component 3a-like. Gene Ontology annotation, molecular function: auxin efflux transmembrane transporter activity. Gene Ontology annotation, cellular component: endoplasmic reticulum; plasma membrane. The coding region runs from base 737 to 2533 and encodes 598 amino acids. NCBI's taxonomy places the organism in Eukaryota, Viridiplantae, Streptophyta, Magnoliopsida, Poales, Poaceae. Gene Ontology annotation, biological process: auxin export across the plasma membrane; auxin polar transport. The transcript is spliced from 6 exons. The record is from RefSeq and is a predicted model, not a curated record.
CCCCAUGGCACUGCAGAUCUGGACACAUGCGGCCUCGAGGGCUGGAUGCGCCUCUUUGUACCCUUCCACAUGGGCAACAAAGACGGGGUCAGCGGAGAUAAUAGCCACAAUGAUAGGAACGACUCAACCACUACACCGCAAGGCUACCAAGACGAUGAUCAUCCUGAUCCUAUGGGAGAUUUGGAAACACAGAAACGAUUGCACCUUCACAAACAAGCAGGCGCACAUGCAAGAUAUAAAGUGCGCAAUCACGAGAACCGUCGAGCUAUGGAGACAAGCUGGAGCAUCUUUCUUGGAGCACCCUUUCUGGGAGCCACCGUGAAGGAUCGGCUCUGUUCCUCCCCUCUCAUUUUCUUUUCCCUUUUCUUUCACUUUUUUCUCCUUGAUCUUAAGAUCGUUUCGCCCGCCCCUUUUGUAACCGCAUUUCUACCUGCUAUGUUCUAAUAUAUGCCAGCAUUCCAAGCUGGAUCUUAAAAAAAAAAGAUAGUGAUGCCAUCCCCUACUCGCGAGACCACCCCAGGGCUAGGGGAGAAACCACCCCAGGGUUCGGGGCUGCGCCCCUCAAACCUCGUUCUCUUGCUGGCAUAUAAAUGGCGGUCAGAUCGACCUAGCUAAGAAACCGAGGCCCAAAUUAACUCUACCGCUGCUCCCCUGAACGCUACUCUCACAAGUCACACCUUCCACUGCGAGGAGGCAGAAACAAAACCCCGAGCUAUAAGCUCCUCCUGUCUGCAAAAUGAUAUCGUUGCACGACCUGUACACGGUGCUGGCGGCAGUGGUUCCGCUUUACGUGGCGAUGAUCUUGGCGUACGGCUCGGUGAGGUGGUGGGGCAUCUUCACGCCCGACCAGUGCUCCGGUAUCAACCGCUUCGUCGCCAUCUUCGCCGUGCCGCUGCUCUCCUUCCACUUCAUCUCCACCAACGACCCCUACGAGAUGAACCUCCGCUUCCUGGCCGCGGACACGCUGCAGAAGCUCCUCGUCCUGGCCCUGCUCGCCGUGUGCUCGCGUCUGAUCCCGUUGCGGCGGGCCUGGGUACCGCGGCUGGACUGGUCCAUCACGCUCUUCUCGCUGUCGACACUGCCCAACACGCUGGUCAUGGGGAUACCUCUGCUCAUAGCCAUGUACGGCCCCUACGCUGGCUCGCUCAUGGUCCAGAUUGUCGUGCUCCAGUGCAUCAUCUGGUACACGCUCCUGCUCUUCCUCUUCGAGUUCCGCGCCGCUCGCAUGCUAAUCGCUGAUCAGUUCCCCGACACCGCGGCGUCCAUCGCGUCGCUGCAUGUAGACCCUGACGUGGUGUCGCUGGAGGGCGGCCGCGCGGAGACGGAGUCCAAGGUGACGGUGGACGGGCGGCUGCACGUCACCGUGCGCCGGUCCUCGGCGUCGAGGCGGUCGACGCUGAUGGUGACGCCGCGGCUGUCGAAUCUGACGGGCGCGGAGAUCUACUCCGUGAGCUCGUCGCAGAACCCCACCCCGCGGGGCUCCAACUUCAACCACGCCGACUUCUUCGCCAUGGUCGGUGGUGCGCCGCCGCCGCCAACGCCCGCCAGGGUGGGCGGCUCGAGCUUCAGCGCCUCCGAGCACUACCCGGUGCAGUCGUCGCAGGGGCCGACGCCGAGGGGGUCCAACUUCGACGAGCACUCGGCAGGGCCGAAACAUGCCAUGACAGACGCCGGGCCGCAGCACGACCAUGACGCCAAGGAGCUCCACAUGUUCGUGUGGAGCUCCAGCGCCUCUCCCGCCUCAGAAGUAAGCGGCUUGCCGAUGUUCAACGGCGGUACAGGCGCAGCGCAUCUCGGUGGCGGUGCCAAGGAAAUCCGCAUGGUUGUCCCCGUGGACCCGCCUCAGAAUGGCUCAUGCAAAGAGGACGGGGGCUACGCCGCGGCAGCGAGGGGAGGCGCAAAGGCAGUGGAGGACGACGGCGACGCGGUGCAGGCCGGGGCGGACGGGCUGACGGCGAAGCUGAACUCCAGCCCCGGCGAUGAGGACGGAGCGCAAACCGGGAGGGCGCGGCAGCACGAAAUGCCGCCGGCGAGCGUGAUGACGCGGCUCAUACUGAUCAUGGUGUGGCGCAAGCUCAUCCGCAACCCCAACACGUACUCCAGUCUAAUCGGCCUCACCUGGUCCCUCGUCGCCUUCCGGUGGCAGGUCUCCAUGCCAAGGAUCGUCGAGAAGUCCAUCUCCAUCCUCUCGGACGCUGGGCUGGGGAUGGCCAUGUUUAGCCUGGGACUGUUCAUGGCGCUGCAGCCGAGCAUCAUCGCGUGCGGCAACUCCGCCGCCGUCGCCUCCAUGGCCGUCCGCUUCCUCGCGGGCCCUGCCGUCACUGCUGCUGCCUCAGCCGCCGUCGGUCUCCGUGGGACGCUCCUCAAGGUCGCCAUUGUUCAGGCGGCUCUACCACAAGGGAUUGUGCCUUUUGUUUUCGCUAAGGAAUACAAUGUCCAUCCUGCGAUCCUGAGCACUGCCGUCAUUUUUGGCAUGCUAAUAGCUCUUCCUAUUACAUUGGCCUACUACGCCCUUCUUGCACUGGUACACUAAUCAAUGGUGCUGCUGAAAACACACAGCAGAGGUAGACGUUUUAGUACUGCUACCAGAUCAUACUUUGUAAGCUUUUAAGCUCAGUCCACGUAUGGCCCAUGGCUUGUAAUUUUGGGUCACGUGUUUGUGAAAAUCCCUUGCGAUGACAAAACUGGCCUGGAAUUUAUGGUUCCAGGAUUAUAGACAGUAUUAUACAUACAUAUAGCUUAAUUAAAAUCAA